GAACCAGAGAAGGACAACAUCUAAGCCGCAUAGGAGUGCCUCAUGUCAUUGACAAAGCCCAGAGGUUCCACUUUCUGUAUACAAGUUCGCCUCCCUUUUGACAGACGACCCCCUGCCUCGUCGUCUCCAUCUUUCAUAUCACACUUUCCUGCUUUUCGCGCACAUGCUCCCUCUGUCUUUCUGCUUGUUUGAACGACUAAUGGUAGUUGCACAUUGCGUCUGGGUUUUCUGCGUUUGCUAAUUCACAAUCCCGGGACGGUAUCUGAUCGCAUGUCUGUUGUCUACUGUCUAUCGUCUGGGCGAUGAUGGAGCCCCUGAAAACAACACAAUUCGGUCUAUGAAAGACCUCAGAUGAUCUGGCAUCAUCUAACGACUGUACACUAUCACCAGCCAUUAUGCCCAUGAUUCGAAGGAAAACCAGCAUAGCCCUGGCCCUCGGACUCUUCACCUUGAUCUAUCUGAUCAUCCGCCUGCCCAACCUCACAAAACCAAAAUACGUCUACGGUCUAGAUGGCCCACUAUACGAUCCGUCUCGAUUCUCCCCCGGGACCGCCAAACCAGCCGGCGAGAAUUACACACGUGUGCUUGUUAUGGGGCGACUCAAAUCCGAAGACGUAAGCUGGGUGUCUCGCAACCAUCCAGACCUCCCGACCAAAAUCUACACGGUGGACGAAGACAUUUCGGGAUUGCCAAUGAAUAAGGGGAACGAAGCCAUGGCAUACCUAACAUACAUCAUCGACCACUACGACGACUUACCAGACGUGGUGCUGUUCUUCCACCCGCACGCCACGUCCUGGCACAACAACAUCCUCCUCGACACCGACACGUCCAAGACGAUCCGCCUCCUCAACGACGCCCACGUCGUGCGCCAAGGCUACUUCAACACCCGCUGCCACCUGGACCCAGGCUGCCCUAACUGGCUGCACAUCGACCGCCCCCGCUGGCGGCAGGACCUGAAGCACAAGCCCGAGGAGCCGUUCCUGACCGAGGCGCUCUUCCAUGAGCUACACGGCGCCGACGUCCCGAUUCCGCCAGCCAUUUCGCAACCGUGCUGUGCUCAAUUCGCUGUCUCAGGAGCGCGCAUCCGCCAACGACCUCGUGAAGAAUAUGUCCGAUAUCGCACCUGGCUAUUGACAACCGACCUUCCCGACAAGACCUCGGGCCGUCUGAUGGAAUACUCGUGGCAGUACAUAUUCACCGGCGAGUUCGAAUUCUGUCCGUCUCAGCACGCAUGCUACUGCGACGGGUACGGGAUUUGUUUCGAAGGCGAGGAGCCACUGCGUGAGUGGCUGGCCCUACUGGCGCAGACGGAGCCGAUCAACGAGAAACUGGUUGCAAUGUGGGAUUCGGGCAUCAAGGGCGGGAACAAGUACAUGCGUCUUUUGGAGCAGACAAAGAAGCAGGGAAAGGUGCUCGAGCAGCUCCGUGACGACGCCAUAAAAAGGGGAUCGGAUCCCAAAAUCAGGGCCAUGGAGUGCGGUCGGGAGUGGCAGGAGGGCGAUGGAUUUUGAGAAUCC
Exophiala viscosa is the source of this 1517-nucleotide messenger RNA. RefSeq lists its product as uncharacterized. Lineage: Eukaryota; Fungi; Ascomycota; Eurotiomycetes; Chaetothyriales; Herpotrichiellaceae. The coding region runs from base 396 to 1511 and encodes 371 amino acids. The transcript has a single exon. The record is from RefSeq and is a predicted model, not a curated record.